UGCUAGCAUACUUUUGCCGACGCAAACGCCAAUUAUCGCAAAAGUCUCCUCCUUUCUUCUUCCUUUGAUGCUCUGUUUUCUUUCGGAAAAUCCCUCACUCAACUCAAGUGUUAAAUUUGAAGUUUUCCAUAACCUUAGACCAUGAGCAGUCGUAUCGGAUUGCUCGAUCUGGAGAAGCAUUUCGCCUUCUACGGAGCUUAUCACAGCAAUCACGUCAACGUUAUUAUCCACACUCUCUUCGUAUGGCCUAACGUCUUCGCGACCCUCCUUUUCCUCUACUCCACGCCGCCGAUUCUUGAUCCCUCUCGAUUAGGGUUCAUCGAACCGCUGGCUUUUGACGGUGUCCUGCGCUUGGACAUUGGGUUUAUCCUCACUGUGAUCUAUGCUAUCUUCUACAUCUGUUUGGAUAAGAAAUCUGGGUUUUUAGCUGCUCUGUUAUGUUUCUCUUGCUGGAUCGGCUCCAGCUUUCUCGCAGCUCGUCUAGGACAUUCCUUAACCUUGAAGGUUGGAGUAGCUUCUCAGCUCUUAUGUUGGACCGGUCAGUUCCUCGGUCACGGCGUGUUUGAGAAACGAGCUCCUGCGCUUCUAGACAAUCUACUCCAAGCUUUUCUGAUGGGUCCUUUCUUCGUGUUGCUCGAGGUGCUGCAGUCUGGUUGUAGCUACGAGCCAUACCCUGGAUUCAAAGCACGCGUAGAUUCCAAGAUAGAGAGUGAUAUCAAGGAAUGGAGAGAAAAGAAACAGAAGAAGAAGAUCACGUAAGCUCCAAUUUCGUCAGUGUGAUUUUAAAUAUGGUUUGUUGUUUUGUGAAUGGUGUGUAAGAUGAUAAGCACAAUAGGAGGCCCAAGCCCAUUCCUGUAAGUCAUUGUAUGAGCCUGUUUUAUUUCUGGAGAUCAUGAGAAUAAAUAGCGCGAAUCUGCCACGUCGAUAAACUUGUAUCACGAGAAAUUUGAGAAGAUGGUGAAAUUAAAAUUACAAAAAAAUAAAAUCAAAAAGGAAUAAAGAUAAACAAGAAUCGAGGUUGUCAGAAUAGUACGUCGA
Messenger RNA from Thlaspi arvense, 1038 nucleotides. The record is from the annotation of a GenBank genome assembly. Lineage: Eukaryota; Viridiplantae; Streptophyta; Magnoliopsida; Brassicales; Brassicaceae.